GUCUCACUGGGAAGCGGAGGCGCGUCUGCGUUGGUAGCCCCUUUAAAAUAACACAAGGCAUGCCUUUGCUGCCCGCGAGAGUUUUCUUUCCAGGCAUCUCGUUUCUUCCCGGAACGUCCGUGACAGCCGCGCGGGUCACCCGGACCUCUUAGGAAGAGGGACAUACCUUAGGCAAGAUGGCCGCUGCCAUGGCGGGUUCACGUGGGGAGGCCGAGGUUGCCGGAGCCGAAGUCGAAGCGAGCGAUAGCGGUAACGGGCGCGAGGAUCCUGUUUGCGCUGGGUGGGGAGCCCCGGUGGUGGAAGGGGGUGGCGGUCAGGUGUUAUAAAGGGAGAAGUUACGGGGCGCGUGGAUGGGCAGCGAUGGAGAAACUCGUUCCUCUGCACCGCCGAAGGGUGGAAUGGGGCGAAAGUGCCUGGGAUCGAGUACGGUCUUCGCCCCAGUUCCUCGUUCUCUUUGUUUCUACGUCUCAUUUUUGCCUUCUGCACAGUUCCGUGUUCUUCUCUCUCCCCACUGUUGUAUGCUGGUUUCCAGUGCUUUUUUCCCCCUCUUAAAAAUAUUUAGGGGCACUCUCAUUUUGACUCAAGAAAAUCACCAUUUUAUAGUUCAAAUCAGGGAAAAUAAAUACAGUAAAUGGACAGAAGUACAGAGAUUCACAAAAUGUUUAGGGGUAUGCGUCCCCCCAGGAAAAAAAGCACUGCUGGUUCCAUUUCUGUGUCUAACGCGAACUUGUUAUCCAGGAUGCCUGAAUCUUGAUCGCCGUUGCCUUUUCUAAGCUUCCUGGGUUAUGUGGUGCAGCAAACAAGAACAAAAACCUGCUAGCCUAUUUGCAAAGCUAAACGGGGUCGGGUAUGAUUUCAAAUUGGAUCGGGGACCACGUGUUGAGAUUCCUGGGUUGCAGGGAGUUGGACUAGAUGAUUUCCCCCUCCCCGAAGAUAAGAUUGCUAUGUAUUUACCCUCUCCGCUCUUCAUAGACCCCUUUUCUAUCUCUCUCAGCACACUCGGGGACACAGCACCAGCCGUGCUGUGUGUAGUGGAAGGAGAAAGAAUAGUAGGAUGACUUUCUCCUCUGAAUAGCAGGGAACAGUAAUGAACUUUGCUUUCCCUAAUGAUGCAGCCAUAUUAUUGCUCUGGUUCAUAUCGUCAUUCUGUAGAAAUGGAAAUCGCUUUCGGAGACAGAAUCUGAUGACUUGGUUCAUUUUUUAGUCCUUCAAAUUAUUUGUACUAUUUUUUAUUUUAUUUUUUAUUACUGAUGAAGUUGAAAGCCUUUAGAUUUCACACAUUUUUACUGGACAAAAAUGGAGCAGCAGUCAAGUGUUGGCUAGGAAAAGUAAGGGUAGCUGCAAAUAGAAUAUCACCCAGUGUGUUAUUGGCCCAAUACUACUGCAGUAGCCAGUGUCAAAGAGAUUUAGCCCUUAUUAAAAACUUACUAGCUAGUUCAGGAUUGUUUUACGCCUUACAAAAUUUUGGUAUGAAAGGUGCUGUAGAGUGCAACAAGUGAAGACAAAUUUGGUGUGUGAUUGUGUACUGAUCCUGUAACUUAGAAUCCAAGAAUGGUAGAGUUGGAAGGGACCCCGAGGGCUAUCUGUUAAAACCCCUAAUUUUUAUUCUGCAGUCUUGUACCCAUUUGGGAGUUAACCUCCAUGGAACACAAUGGGAAUUACUGCUUGAUAGGUUUGUAUAGGUUCAUGCCAUCAGACAUGCAGUUGUGUUGUACAGACAGUUACCUACACAAAGGAAGGUUUGCUGGGAGGAAAGAAUUCUGGACUAGGUGGGCCUUUGCUCUGAUCCAGCUGGCCUCUUCUCAUGUUUUUAUAUACUUGUGAUCUUGAACAUGCUUUCUAUACAAGUGCUUUAUUACUUUAUAGCUGAGGCUGGCAUCUACUUAAGUGAUAUCACCUGAUGCUUGGCAAAUUACAGUCUGUCAAAUGGUGAUAAGAAAUACCUCGACGCUAAGGAUAAUUGGGAUUAAGUGCUUGAAAGCAUGUACUGCAAUCUAGAAAUAAUGGUGAAACUCAUGAGUUAACUUUGUCCUAGGUCAGGGGAUGUUUUUUGGCUGCUGAUAAAUCGGCAUCCUGUUGUGAAUUUAUUAACUGAGCCAGGAACUGCUUGUACUUGCCAAUAUUGAACUUCGGCUGCUGAGGAAAUGAUUUUAUUGUGCUUAUGAAUAUAUUUGUGCUGCUCAGCUGCAGUGAGGAAAAUAGGCUAAUUCUUACAGUCCAUUUUGGGGUUGUCACUUUCCACAUUUUUGUGAUUUUUUGGGUGGCCCAAAUAAAAGUAUUACAAACAUGAGGACUUAGCAGUUUUUUUCUUAUGGCCCGACACAUAUUGUUUUUAUGCUAAUCUUUGUAGAUAUGUGCAGAUGCAGAAUUAAUCUGAUGCUCUUUCACUAGAAUGAAACCAUUUAAUAUUUUUGAACUGGCAAAAUGCUCUCUCCCGCAUCACCCUUGAAUGUCAAAGGUGGAUUAGUGGUUAAAUUGGUUUGGUUCUAGUGGCUGGCUAGUGUUAGUCUGCAUACUCUGGCCUUCAUAGAGAUGGAUGGGGUCAUUCAGUGUUAUCAGAUGCUAAGCAGUGUUUUUCAUGUCUACUUCUGGACAGAUUGACAGUGGUCUACACUAUUUGAAUUUUAGUAGGUACCUUGUAAGCAAGCUUUCACCUUGGGUAUUGGAGGGACUUUGUUCCCUGGUGAUUGACAAGUAAAUAUAAUGACAGGAUAAUAUGGACAAUUGACACUUUGUUCUCUGAAAACAUAGUAUACAUAAUAGGUCAGGCACAUCAUGUAGAGUGCUGUGUUACUCAGACUUGCAUAUGUUGUUGGUAGCCAGAAAUUGAUGAGAAAAUGUUAUUGAUGGGAGUGGCUGGGGAAACCCAGCCAUAUGGGCAGGGUAUAAAUAAAACUAUUAUUAUUAUUAUUAUUAUUAUUAUUAAUUAUUAUUACUGCAUUGUCACUUUAACAUCUCUUGUGGCAGAUGUCUGUCAGCCAGUUCACAGACUGAAAGUGCUAUCUGCUAUAUAUUGUGGGAGCAAAUUCUGUGCUGUGUGCCAAAGUACAUUCUUCUGCCCAUCAUUUGUGUUGUAGAAUGACUGAGGUUUGUAUGAGAAUUAGAGUUGAUUAAACAUGAGCUGUGUUUAGUCUUUUCUGAAAUGAUGUUAGCUAAGGGUUGUGAGGAUUUUGAUUGGUGGUAGGCUGUGGCUGAUGUUGCCAUGUACUCAAUCUGUCAAAAAACAAGAAAGCUGUACCAAAGUGCGUUUAAAGGUCUUUUGGCUAUCUUUUCAACCUGCUUCCCUGUGGAGUUUUCUGAAACUACUGGGUGGGAAGAGCAGUAAGAAAAUGUGUCCUAGUAAUCUUUUCUCCCAAUAGACUGCUGGGUGUGUUCUUCCCCUUAUCAACCACUAACUAACUAUAAAUUCUUAUAGCCUGAUCAACUAAAUUCUUACAACAUAGAUGUAGUAGCCUUAGCUUUAUUCCUUUAAGAAGUAUCAGAAUAGAAGGGAUGGACAAUUGCAGCAAAGCGAAGCCUCAGAUUAUCUUCUCUGUAUGGACAAAAUACCAGUGACCGUUUUAAUCAAAUUUGCACCAAGUGAAAUCAGUGAUGCACUUAGCAUGUAUAUGCUGAAUUGGCUUGUAUCACAUGCUUAUUUUAAUCUAUCUUGAUUUUGGCAUUUCAACACUAGAUGUCAGUGUUGUGAUUGUAAUCUCUUUAAAUAAACCAGAAACAUGUUUCCCCCCUCAAAUGUUUUGCUCUUACCCAAAACAUUAUUAAUUCCAUAAUAAAGUAUUGGGGUUUUGUUGAUUCUUCUGCCAUGACUUCUGAAAUCUUUGUUCUGAAGAGGAUUUUGUUUUUGUUUUUUUAUUUUGCGUGAUGUGGAUCCUCAUAUUUUCUCAAUUUGCUGCAAAUAGUUUGUUGCAGAUUAGUUACAGCAGGAAGUGGUGACUGGUCCUUUGAAUUCCAGUAACUUGGGACAAAUUAUCCUUGAUUAAAGAUGUUGUCCAAGUAGCAAGGAACUGGGCAUACCUCCUCUUAGGGUGAAUUGCAGUUUAAAUCACGAUUUAACAGCAAGGAGACAGGCCAGUUUCUAUUGUCUAAUUAAAUAAAGGUUCCUGUAGAUCGUUUUGUAAUGGUGCAAAUUUGACCACUAAACAAAAUAGCUUACUGGAGAAUUACUUGCACUAUUGUUUCAUUUUUACAAUCAGCCACUACAUUUCUUUGUUGUAUGGUAUGUGUUAAUUUUGCGUGCUUUGCUUUUCUACCUCUAGAGAGAAUAUCUUUUAAAUGUUUCCAAAUAGGGUCGUACCUUGGAAAUCAAACAGAAUCCGUUCCAGAAGUCCUUUCAACUUCCAAAACGUUUGGAAACCAAAGUGCGGCUUCUGAUUGGCUGCAGAAAGCUCCUGUAGCCAAUCGGAGGCCCUGUCGGACUUUUGGCUUCCAAAAAUAUUUCGCAAACAGUUACUGUUUGCGGUGUUCGGGAACUAAGCUGUUCUAAAAACCAAGGUAUGACUGUGGUAGGGCUAGAGAACAUCAGAUGUGGGGGCCAAAUACACAGCCUCUUUUUCUGCCCUUAGGAACGCUCUCCUCCAUAACUCUGCUUUGUACCCUAAGCAUUUUUGCCUGGCUGGAAUGUGCCCUAGAGUUCUGCCUCUUGCUUGUUUGGAUGGAAGGUAGAGAGGGGUGUGGGUAGAAGCCAGCCUGUUGUACAAAGGCAAAAUUCACAUUCAUCGCUCUGCCCACUUUUGCCUGGCAUGUGCCCCCAGGAAGCUUGUCCAGAAUGGAAGUAGCCUUGGGAUAGAGACUCCUGCCAUAUGGGAUAUUGUAGCCAAGGCAGUUUGUGCAGCAAAGUCUGGGAAUAUAGGAACCGUGAGCACUGGAAAACUUUACUUCCUCUUCCCAGAGUUGCUCCAUUCUGCUGGUGCAGUCGCACCCUCACAAAAACAGAAAGCAAAGAAAACAUUACAAAACCCUGUGAGUGAAAGAUUGAAGCACUUUCUGAGUAGUUGCUGGACAAACUUGAACACUUUAUUUAUUCUUAGGUGAACGUGAAAUACCUGGCUGUGUUUGGGUGGUAGGUGGAAGUUUAUCAUGUAUUAAGAAGUGAUCUGAUUGGUUCGUCAUUUGUGGAGAAAAUCCUUAUCUCAGUGUAUGUAAUAGAGGCACUGGUUCUGUUUAGAGGUGAACUUUAGGACUAAUACACUUAUCUUAGAUUGUUUUAACAUUAGGCAUAGAAUCUUAGAGGGGCAUCUAGUCCAAACCCCUGCAAUACAGGAUUAUUUUUGCCCAAUGUGGGGCUCGAACCCAUGACCCUGAGAUUAAAAGCCUCAUUCUCUUACCAACUGAGCUAUCCCACUUAUAUUGGUAUCCUUUAAGGGAAACUUAAAGGGAUGCAGGUGGCGCUGUGGGCCUAGGACUUGCCGAUCAGAAGGUCAGCGGUUCGAAUCCCCGCGAAGGGGUCAGCUCCUGUUGCUCGGUCCCUGCUCCUGCUAACCUAGCAGUUCAAAAACACGUCCAAGUGUAAGUAGAUAAAUAGGUACCGCUCCGUGGGAAGGUAAACGGCGUUUCCAUGCGCUGCUCUGGUUCGCCAGAAGCGGCUUAGUCAUGCUGGCCACAUGACCCAGAAGCUGUACGCCGGCUCCCUCGGCCAAUAAAGCGAGUUGAGCGCCGCAACCCCAGAGUCGGUCACGGCUGGACCUAAUGGUCAGGGGUCCCUUUACCUUUACUUAAGGGAAACUUGUAAUUUACUUGGAGAAAAAAAAUCCAUUUGAAAUAUGAAGGGUUGCAGCCAAAGUUCUACAAUUGCAAUUCUGCAAGUGUAGUGGGACUUCGCCUUCCUCUCCUCCUGCUUUGUGCCCCUAAAAUCUGCUCCAGAGUUCCCCCCAGGGGGUGCGGAGGAUUCUUCCCUCCCGCAAAUAGAGGUCUCUUUUGCUAGCAGAACAAGACCAUUGCAUACAUGUUCACUGAGUUUGAUUUUUCUCCACUGCUCUUCUUCUAGGUUCCGAGUGGAGCUCUGGCAUUCCAGAGGACAGCUUCUCUUCGGGGGGUGAAGAACCUGACGGCGACGAUGAGGAUGAGCCUCAGACCCCAGACACGAAAGCCGAAGAUGCAGGAGAGUCGAAAGAUGCAGGAAAUGCUGGCUGGGCUGAUGCCAUGGCAAAAGUGCUCAGUAAGAAAGUUCCCAAGAGUAAGCCCACCAUACUGGUUAAAAACAAAGAGCGGGAUAAGGAACGAGAGAAGGAAAAGCAGGAGAGGCUGGAGAAGAGGAGAAAGGUAAGGAAGCAGAUGCAACGUCAUGAUACUAUACAUUAUGUCCUCCAUAAAAACAGUCCUCCCCUUUAGUAUUUAUUCACACUUACUCUCAGUAGCCAGAUUGCUAAACUUUUGCAGGCAUUGAUUUAUGAAAGGUCAGUUUGAGAGACGCCUCUGGGUUACUAUGAAGCUUGCGCUCUGUGCAUAUGCUUUGGCUUGUCAUGGUAGGGAUUGCUAGUGUGCUCCAGGGGUAAAAACUAGCAGCCAAAACAUAAGCAAAGUUAUGCUUGUGCAGAAGUUCAAAGCUCGUUGGAGGAGCAAGCUUGCUUCCUAGCUGCUGACCUGGGACCAUGCCCAUAAUUUACUAAAAGUACCAUCUGAAUUCAACCUCGGACUGUUGUUUCCAUCUCAGUUAGCAUAUUAGCACUGGGAAAACUGAAACCGGGACAAGUUCUGGCAGGUCAUCUAUGCAGAAUGAACAUGUCGCUCAAAACAGACGAUGCAUACUCACCUUUGCAUUGUUGUGUCUCAGAGUCCAGGAAGGAGCAGUCCCCUCCCCUCAGUAAGCCAACUCUUAAAUCAGAAUUCAAAGCUGGCCAUUGAUUGCCACUGUGGUGGCACUUGGUGAUUUUAAGUUAUUUAUUGUUUGAAGGAUGCUGGUUUCCUGACCCUGUAAAUGAGCCAAUAAUUUGUGUAGUAUGUGGUAGCCUGUAUUUUAGGACCGGGGCUUGCAUGGCUCCUGGUCCUUACGGCUGACAGUGCUCCCUGUGUUAAAGUGUAAAAUUUUGGGAAGCAGUGCUUUUCAGGGAGUUAAUAAGACAUCCUUAGGUCACCGCUGAUACACCUGGUGAACAAGGUGCUAGUCUCCUUAGAAAGGCACUUCGGUUUUCCACUCUGUUAAUGACAGUGCAUCUGGGAUAGGGUGGGCUAAAGUUUUAGGGUCUGGUGUUUCACAUCUUUUAAUGACUGCACAGUGGUGCUGUAUAAACUGAACUGAUUUGUAUGGUGUGAUUCACUACCCAAGUAAGCCAGGGUACCAAGUAAGCCAGCUGCUCUUACUUGGUAUGAAUCUAAUGAAGCUCUAAUGUGUAUUGAAAUGGCUUCAUUUCAAUAGCACUGUGUUACCAGACCACGGUGGCUGCUUUUCUUACUCCCGAUAUUUUCGGAUGAAAAUGUAAGGCUAUAAUAUAAGGAUCUAUUCAGUCACUGUUUGCUCUCUGAAUCUGGUUUUAUCAGAUAAAUAUGUGGGGUACCACAAAUUGGUGGUGUGCUGUUAGUCUAUAAACUGAUUUGUUCAUCAUGAGAUAAACUUGAAACAGCCUGCCUUUUAUUGAUUCCAUGCUGAUGGAAAACUAAAAUAGGGUUAGCUGUUUGAUCAGAGGCCAGAGCGUAGUCAUCAAGACAUGAAUUCAUAGCGGUCUGCCUGGAAUUAUAAAGAUAAGAGUUUUCUAUAACUUCAUAAAAGGAGGCUGUGGGUAAUGGAGACUUAGUGUUAAGAGGGUUCAAACAAUGUUAACUUGCUGUUCAAUUGUUUUAAGAAGCAUGACAAUCAGUUUUGCUAAAGUAGAGUGCGGGGAAAGGCAGGAUAAUAUACAUAGAUGUGUGCACAUCUAUGUGUUUGUGUGAGUAUGAAAUUGCUGUCGAUAAAGACAGGAACCAUGAUUGGGUUUGGUUUUCGUGUCUAAAUCAAGAAAUCUUUACAGACUGAAGUUGGUUUCUUUUUCUCGCAAAACAUUGGGCUAUCUCAAAAUAUAAUAAAUCCCAGUCUUAAUCUUCAUAAAUAAAGUGCUACGUUAUUAAAAUAAAGUGGGAAAUGUCUCCAGUAUUCCAAAAAUCAUGAUAGCACUCUUUAUCUCUAAUGAACAAGCUUCUGCAUAUUUGCUUUGGAACUGCAGCUAAGACAUCUGCAUAUUGGCAUUGAAGCUGCCUGAUCUCCCAUGUAAAGCAUAAACUGUAUAUAAUUGCUGGAAAACAAUUGGUUCAUGUUAUAUUAAAUAUACAGUAGUACCUUGGGUUACAUACGCUUCAGGUUACAGACUCCGCUAACCCAGAAAUAGUGGUUCAGAUUAAGAACUCUGCCCCAGGAUGAGAACAGAAAUCAUGCUCCGGCGGCGCAGCAGCAGGAGGAGGCCCCAUUAGCUAAAGUGGUGCUUCAGGUUAAGAACAGUUUCAGGUUAAGAAUGGACCUCUGGAACAAAUUAAGUACUUAACCCGAGGUACCACUGUAUAACUCUCUCUAAGUGUUACACAUUUAAUAUAAACUUUUAGCAAGCGGCUAUAAUUGUGUUAAAGUUGAAGUCUGGCUGUAUGAAAAAGUUUGAUGGCUCUACCCUACUUAAAAAUUGUGGCAAUCCUUUUAUUUUUGAAAAACUAACUGCAUUUGUUCUGAGCUAUGUCAAACAACUUUAAAAGUGUCUGACAAAAUAGCAGAUGAACUGAAAAAUGCUUCAGCUUCAGUAAGACAGGUGGAUUUCCAAACAGACACUGGGAGUUGAGUCUUGGAAGGAAGUAUCUUCUCUGUCACACCUCCUUAAAAGUUGAAGAAAGGUCUGGACAAUAGCUAAGCAUAGCUAUAGUAUAGUAUUAUACUCCAAUUUAAAGUUGUGUGUACUAGUGUAUCUAGAAGCUCCUUUGCUUCCAGUGUCUCAGGCUUGGAUGGUUGUACCAUUGGAAUGAUUUCCAGUCUCGGAGAUUGUUCAAGGUUCCCCAUAAAAUGCAAUAGUCACAUAUAUUGUCAGAGUACUGAGGUUGCUCAUUUGCUCCCAAGUCACUAUCACUGGGCACCACUGCUUAUUUGCGGGCAAACUUACUCAAGUCAUUCUUGAAGAGCUGCGCUGUUCAUCUGUGGUGGCCAGAUAGUGCUGCAAACCAUCUUGGGAGGGGGUAGUGCCCCACAAAUAAGUUGGGACCUGCAUACCCUUCAACUCUAGUUUAGAAUUCAUUUCAUAAGAGGCUAUGCUCUAGGUUAACUAUUUCAACCUUGCAGAUCAGCUUUAAACAUUUUGCUUGCCCAGGAUAAAUGGUUCAAAGUAGGUGUGAUGUUGUUUGACUGAGUUUCUUUGUUCUUGGUGAGAACAAAUAAUCGCCUGCCUGGGUGAGCACCCAAAUGUCCAGGUCACACUGCAAUUGUUGACUUUGACUGGCAGGAGAACUCAACGCCCAGAACAUCCCUGCUCAGGAAUCCGCUUGAUCCAUUGGCUCUAAUGUAGUUGGAAAGGUUCGCUGGAGAGCCUGUUACGUGAAAAUCCACACCACUGACUUGUUGGGCCUAUCGCUUGGCACUAGAGGAGCGAUGCUGUUAAGCGUAGUUGUAUUCUCCCCAUCCUCACCUAACGUCGUCCUACAUGAUUUAUCAACUUGGUUUUCUUAAGAAAUAUCUAUAUGUGCAUGCUGCAUUUUUAAAAUGCCUAAUGCUCUUUCGCAUAACAAUAUUUAUGAUGCAGCUUGAUAAAAAGCGGGAGUGGGAAAUGAUGUGCAGAGUGAAGCCAGAUGUUGCGAAAGACAGAGAAAUGGAGAGAAGCCUUCAGAGGAUUGCCACGAGGUAAGAGUGUGUGUUUGGGCUUUUGAAAACAGAUCUAAAGGCAUGCCUGAGUAAUCUGCUUCUAAUCAAAUUGAACUCUUAAGAAGUGACUCGUGGGAGUCAAAUGAUUUAUACCUAGUUCUGUCUCGUACAGUAUCAAGUUCAACAAAAGAUUUCAGAAGUCUUAUGAAAGCUUAAAAUUUGGACAAGACUAUAACGUGUUAAGUGUUCGCCCAGCAGGAGUUCUGGGCCUGAGCUCAUCGUUUUUGUUAAUUCCAUACUUAGAAAAUACACAGAUCAAUCACUUCUCCCACUCUUUGUAUUUCUCUAAAGUGCAUUCACCAAAACUCGCUGUUCUUGCGGUCAGAUUACUGUCUUGCAUUAACCUAGCGUUGCACCACAUGGCUCUGGUCUAGCACAUAACCAGUGCAUUUUCUUGAUCAUAUCAGUGGGCUUGUUUUUGACAUCCUUACCUCCACAGAGACUGCUUUAAAAGCUUGCCUCUGAACUUUGCGUAGGUGGGUGUGCUAAGUCAUUGGCUGACUCCUCUGGCAUGUCCCAAAACCUAGUGUCACAGUUUUCAGUUUGUUUACUACUUGUUGGUGUUUGACCGAACUGCUUCAGAGUUCCUUUUCCCUUCUGUCAUUUUUGCAUGCACUGACCCUUGGCAGGAAUAAAAGCAUUUUGAUAAUUUUUCCAGUGUGCAUAUACACACCUGACAGGUUGCAUAGACAUGCACACAGAUACUCUGCCAGUGUGUGCACUCCAUGCCAAGAAGAGAGGUUUUGCAUGAAGCAAAUGCCUUUUCUGUGCUGACUCUGCUUACAGAGCCAAGGUACGUGAGCACAUUUGGGUUCUUUGGUUUUUCUGUCCUGGAGGAAGAUGCGACUUGCGUCUUGACUUAAGGACAGGAGGAUGCAGCUAAUAAUAGAUACUUCUCUCAGACCAAGGGAGAUGGUAAAAAACUCUGCUUGAGAUUCUUCUGGAAUGUGAGGAAGGCAUCCACACUUCUUCCAGUAAUUGCUAAAAAGUGGGACCAAUAACUUUUACUAAGUCUUUUCUCAAACUGGGUGCCACAGAAGGCCACCUGGUUCCCAGAAACAGGGGGAAAGUGAAGAGGCACUAAAACAAUAGGGGAGGUGACCCCUACAGUGCACUGAAAAUAUGCUGUAUAUGAAUUAAGCCCAGUGUUCUUCGAGAACAGUUACCCAGGGGCACUAUAAAAGAAGGGGAGGAAUCCUGCGCAUCCAUAUAAAUAGUUUCAGGAAUAAGACAUUUUUAUAGGCCAUCUGACAGGUACUGUAAAUUACUGAGAAUAAUUUCACGCAACCUACUGGACAAAAGUGUUGGAAAUGAGGCUUAGUUCUGUCACAGCAAACAGUACUCAAACCAAAAUCACUAACACAAAAUGGGCAUCAACAGCCUGGUUCAUAGGACACUUUGCCAAUGGUAGGAAUAAUCCUUGCUUUUUCGUCAUUUUUUGGUGGCGAUGCUGGUCUGUGCAUUUGGUUAAGGCUACAAGCAAGCCUGAAGAUAACUGAUGCUCACGACACGCAAGUAGCAUGGGAUUGCGAAGUCUCUAAAUUAGAUUUUCCUUAACAUGAUGCUACUCUCCAAGCGCAAACUGUAGUGUGGUGUGAAACUGGGCUUAGAAUGUUUACUGGGUGCUUGAAGGAGUGCACAUUGCUGCCGUCACAAAUUGUGGGCCAAGAUCUCUUAGCCUUUGGGUUGGUGACUGCAUGCAGUGUCUUUACAUUUCACUGUUCUUUGACUUUACGAAAAGUGCAUAAUUUGGAUCCCUUUUGGCUUUUGAAUGGUGUCUUAAACCCACUUGCGUUCUGACAUAUUACCCUGAUUCCUCUUGUCGUUAUCUCAUGUGUCUGGCGCAGUGGGGCUGAGGAGACGGUUUAUCAAAGCCAUGCUACCUAGCAGGUGUGGCAAUGAAACAACAGGUGCCUAACCACUCCUCCUUUCAUCUACCAGGGGCGUUGUUCAGUUAUUUAAUGCUGUCCGGAAGCAUCAACAGAACGUCAGUGAGAAGGUGAAAGAAGCAGGGAGUUCCGAAAGAAAACGGGCAAAAUUGAUCUCGUCUGUUUCAAAGAGAGACUUUAUCAAUGUAUUAAGAGGAAUGGAAGGGACGGAAACAGAGCAAAAUGCUUCCAGGAAGACCUUGAAAAGCAAACAGGUAGGCACCACUUCUUGGAGCAGUUGUUCUAAUGUGGCAGAGUGAGCCAUUCAACUUGCGUGUUUGUGUAAUUUUGCUCUCCUGGCUUCAAAUGAUUAUGGAAGUUCUUCAGUGUCAGGUACGUUACUGCUGCAGUACCCCCGACAGAUGGCAGUCUAGCUUGGAUACCUCCAGGAAAGUAAAGCCCACCACUUCCCAAGGCGGUCUAGUCCACUCUCGAAGAGCUCUUACAGUUUCAGUUGCUAAGGUUUUCCCUAAACAAAGUCCUUAUCUCGUUCACAUUUUUGUUUUGCCCUCCUUGGGGUCUGGAUAGUGUUGAAUGGGCUUGGUGGGGCAAUGGAGCUUAGAAGAACACAGCCAUUGACACCAAAUGCCCCACUGGAAGUCCCCACUUCACAUUUUCAAUAGAGUCCUGUGUAUCUUCCUUUGCAGGAUCUUAAGGAGAGAUGAACGUAUUCAGUACUGCUAACUUUUUGGUCCUUCAGUGUUCAGUCUUGGAUAGAUUAUUUUUUUCUGGGAAAUGGUAUUGAAAUUUGAGUUAGAAACUACCAUAUUUUUCGCCCUAUAGGAUGCACUUUUUCCCCUCCAAAAAUGAAGGGGAAAUCUGUGUGCGUCCUAUGGGGCGAAUACAGGCUUUCGCUGAAGCUUGGUGCGCACCGACCCCUCUUGCUCUCCAGGCUUCAGGAAGCUAUCAGCAAGCCUGGGGAGCCCGCAGGAGUUCCCGCAGGGCUCCCCAGGCUGCGGAUAGCAGCCUGCCGCCCGGCGCGCAAGGCGCCCUGAAGCAGACAUCCGCAGCGUGGGGAGCCCUGCGGGACCUCCUGCAGGGCUCCCCAUGCUGCAGAUAGCAGCCUGCCGCCCGGCGCGAGAGGCGCCCUGAAGCAGAGCGCCCCUCGCACUGGGCAGACAUCGGGCGGCCCCACAAGCUCGGGGGACAGCGGGGAGGUGGAGCGCCGCCAUACCAUUGUUCCCCGACCUGGUUUUGGGGGGGAAAUAAAGGGGGGGGAAAUUCCUUUAUUUCCCCCCUAAAAAACCAGGUGCGUCCUAUGGGACGAAAAAUACGGUAUGUCAGCACUUGCAGGAAACCUUGGCUCUCUCAUCUUGGUUGAAAAGGAAAAAUGAGAUCUUAGGCAGCGUUGUUCUUGCUCCAAGCUACCAUCUCUGCUUUCAAGUGGUCCACUUUAUGGUGCUGCCUAUCCCCUAUUGUCCUUCUCUGCACAUCUUUGUGACAGGCAUUGGCUGAGUUCAGGCAUACUGCCAAGCCAUAGUUAGGAAGCCAAACAAUGGUUCUUAUCUGAAUUGUUUCUUAUUUGCUCAUCAUCCAGUUUCAUAAGUUCACUCCCAUCUCCAUCUGCAGUAGCCUCAUGAGCUGGAACAGCUUAUCAGUGAUCUGUCAAUUCAAACAUAAAAGUAUACCACAGCUUAUCCUAGCUUCAAGCCAUGCUUUGAGUUUGAUAGCUCCAAAUGUGAGUAGGCUCACAUUCAGACAUUAUGGAACUACAGUUUAAAAUAAGCAAAUCAUGGGUUUGUGUUGUGUAUCAACCCAGCCUAUGUCAACCACUCUUGCUAUGGAUACUUGACUGAUGGUCCAUUGAUCUGAACCAGAAGGACUGUUUACAUUCGGUAUAUUAAGACUGUUGAAAACUUGAAAUGACUGGUUGGAGGUUAGAAAUUCUGUCUUUCCUACGUUUCAUCUGGUACUUACCAUUAUGGUGGUACCUCUGGAUGCAAACGGGAUCCGUUCCAGAGUCCUGUUCGCAUCCUGAAGCGAACACAACCUGCAUCUGCGCGGGUCACGAUUUGCCGCUUCUGCGCAUGCGCGUGAUGUCAUUUUGAGCACAUGCGCAAGCGGCAAAACCCGGAAGUAACGCGUUCCGUUACGUCCGGGUUGCCGCAGAGCGCAACCCGAAAUUGCUCAACCUGAAGCAACGUCAAUCCGAAGUAUGACUGUAUCUGUGGUGGGCUUGUGAAUGACUUGGUUCUGGGGCUGACCUCAGACCUCAGAAUGACAUUUGUUCACACUGGUUUGAAUCAGGGAGAGAUUUUUAUCUGCAGUGUUUUAGUUUUCAUUAAAAGUUCUGUCGAGUUACCUGUGUUCUAGCCUAGCUGCAGGGUUACUGCUGACACAAGAAUUCCUUCUGAGAGGAAUCUGCUUUUAAAAAGUCGUUCAAGGGCAAAGAUGUUGGAUCAGUCAGAUUCGAAAGGCAGCAGGACUUGGGGUUUCGGAAUCUAGAAUUUCAGAAGCUGCAUGUUUAUAAUGCAUAUUUGCGUUCAUGCUUGAACUUUGUGCUCGCUAGUGGGUGGAAUACUUCUCUUGGCCCCAUUCCACUGGAGUUAACUAAGCGCUUUCCUGUGCCAGCAAGAAAUACUUUAAUCAGUUGGGAGACAACAGUUUGUCAUGCGUUCUUUGUUUAGUGUGCUUUCGGGAAGCAUGCCGAAACACUCCGUGGCAUGAAGAACCCUCUGAGUUUCACGCAAGUGUACAAUUAAAGUAUUUUAAAAAUUCAUUGGGUAAUAAGAGUAACUUAGACUGUCGCCAAGUGUUCCAUUUCUCCUUAAAUCUGUCCGGCUUGCUUGAUUUCAAAGGCUGGAAAAAUUAGAAUAAUAAGCUUGAUGUUGUAAUAGAAGCUCUCCAGCGCUGCUGUUCGUAAUCUGUUGGUACACAGAAACUUAAAACUGACUUACAGGGCGUGUUGCAUAGCUAGCACUGCGGUCAGAGCUGGUGCUUUGGUUGCUGACAGAGCAGGUCUUGUCACUAAACAUCAUUGAGGUUGGGUGGGAAGGCAGACCAGGAGCUACGUGGAAGUAAGGAGGGGGUAAUAUGCAAGCGUGGCCUAGCCAAGGAGAACGAAACCCAUGCCAUUAUGGUAUAUUGGGGGGGAUGGGGACUGGGCAGGCUCCCAUUUGGGAGGGUCUUCACUCUCCUUUUGCCUGGAGUACUUGCAGAAUGAGAAGAGAACAAGCUCCUCUUCCCUUGAGAAGUCUAGUCUGUGUGUAUGUGUGUGUUCAGUUUUACUGUGGGUUAAAUGGAGACUGUGCACAACUCGGCAGCACAUUCAGGUGUGCUGUGCACGGCAUCUAGCCAAUAUGCACAGUUGCCAGGCAGAGACUCCUGUGGUUUGACUCGGCCCCGUACAUAUUUUACCUGUGGAACUGAUGAACGAAAUGGGUGCUGGAGGACAUCUUGCUUCUGUACGGCUGAAAUGUCCUGGUUGUCUUUUUGCAUGGUAAAAAGUACGAUGUGGGGUGUUUGGUUCUCUCCCCACCCCCACCCCCCGCCUGGUAGGUAUUUCAGAAAAUCAAUUUUGGAUGGGAGAAGCUUUUGUCAGCUUUCCAAACCUAACAUCUGAUACCUUCCCCUCAACCCCUUAGUUGAAAUAAUGUUAUAAAGCUGGUGGGGAGGUGUGCAAAAUCCUGGAUUUUUAGAUCAUAUGCAUUUGCGGCAAAAUCUGUCUUUAUAGUAAUGCCUUGGUAUUUGUGGCUAUUCUCUCCUCUUCUCUCCCCCCCCCCAUUUUCACUUCCUGCAACUUUUUGAACUCUAAAUCUCUUCCUACUAUUCAACUAAACCAACUCUUGGGGGGGGGGGGUUGCCAUGUGGCUCUCAGUCAAGGCUGGCUUUGGUUUUGCUUUUGUUCCCCACCCUUCACCUUUUAAAGAAAUAAAUGGGAAUUGACAUGUUCAGCAUCAGGUAGGAACUUGACCUCAGAACACAAAUAUUUGUGGAUGGAGGUAUUUUGGGGACAUGCAUAUUAAGCGUUCCUUCCUUGUGGAUUUCUGCAGCCUUUAUGUGACAGGUAGGUUGUUAAUGCAUCUAAACUCUUGAGUGGAACUGCGAAAGAUGGAAUUUGCAUGAAUAUCUCCAGGGUAAUCAGUCUGCAAUGGAGAAGUACUGUUUCAAUGUAUUAAUUGGGGGGGGGGGAGAGGUGGGUUAUGAAGCUCGAUUGUGGCCAUAGAUCAGAGAGAGGUGGGGAACACAAAGUUUCCUCUAGCUCCGUGCAAUGAGUAGAUGUCAGAACUGUGCACAUUUUUAUGCCGUGCAUUGCCAAAAGUGUGCACCACCACUUUGUGUCCUUUUGUUGGUGUGGGAAUGCCUGCAAAUGCAUGGUUACAGUGGUGCCCCGCAAGACGAAUGCCUCGCAAGACGAAAAACUCGCUAGACGAAAGAGUUUUCCGUUUUUUGAGUUGUUCCGCAAGACAAAUUUCCCUAUGGGCUUUCUUCGCAAGACGAAACGUCUUGCGAGUUUGUUUCCUUUUUCUUAAAGCCGCUAAGCCGUUAAUAGCCGCUAAGCCGUUAAUAGCCGCUAAGCCGCUAAUAGCCGUGCUUCGCAAGACGAAAAAACCGCAAGACGAAGAGACUCGCGGAACGGAUUAAUUUUGUCUUGCGAGGCACCACUGUAUUAGGUUUCUAAACUGCUUUGAGCAUCUCUCUCUCUUUUAACCUGGCAAGUCCAGCUUUGGAAAACAAGUCUUAAUUGAACUUGAAAUGUUUUGAUUGAACUUGAAGAAUGAAUGCUCUGGUAGGCCAAAUUGUAAGUGUCGAUAUUCAAGGCCACAGGGAAGGAAUCUUAUCAGUUCCUACGCUAUGGUAGCUUAAGGUCAGCCACAGAUCAUUCAGAAGCCCUCGUCAUGAAGAAAGUAUUUAUUUUGCCUCUCCGCUAUGACACUGCCUACUCAGCAGCACACACCGUAGCCUGAACAGUCGUGUGGGCAGCAGAUGUGCUGCUGAACAAACCUUGAAACGGAGAGCAAGACCUCUCCAGUGCCUGCGAUUCCAUAUAGCUCUCCUAAGUAACUGCAUGCUGCAGGUUAGAACUGCUUUGCUUGUGCUCAAGCAUACACCAUAUCUCACCAUGUUCUCAAAGUGGCACAUGUGAUCCUUAGUGAAUAGAGCAUGCUGUAACACAGAAUUCUUCAACCUUGGGCCCUAGACGUUGUUGGCUUCGAACUCCUAUGAUCCACGACUAGCUUUGCCCAGCUUUCAAGGAUGAUGGGAGUUGUCCCACACCAUCUGGGGACCCAAGGUUGAAGAGAGCGGCACAAGCAGGGUCUGAAGUAGUUGAACACCAGCCUUGCCACCUAAGUGCCUUGUUUUUUCUUUAAUAGAGGAAUUUAAUGCCGUGGAGGGUACAUUCCUAGGAAGGGUUUGUGGUACAUCUUCCUCGCUACAUUGUGAGCUGGAUUUUUUUGAUCUUUUGGAAGCUUUUGGAGUUCUACAACUGCAAAACAACAACAAUAAUAAUUUUUUAAAAUAAUAAAUUUUAUUUAUACCCUGCCCUCCCCAGCCAAGACCGAGCUCAGGGCGGCUAACACCAGGUAUACAAACAAUUGAUUAAAAUAUAACUUAAAAACAAGAUUAAAAUGCAGCCUCAUUUCAGUAGAAACUCAAAUCCAAAACUUUUUGGGGAUGAAAAUGUCAAAUCUUCAGCAAGGCCAACUAUCCAGACUGGUCCUAUGUGGGCCAGAAAAAAGCCAGGGAAGUCCCCAAAUAGGAGUUCCAUCACAGAAGGAGAAAGGAAAAAGGAAAGAUGGAAGGCAGAUCUUUACAUGAAGCAGAAUAAGGUGGUAAAGUCCCAAAGUUUGGGAAGUGUGGGAAGUUUCCCUGCCUAAAAUUGUAUGCAGCUAGAAAGCCAGCGUUUUGUGUUGGGGGGCGGGGGCGGAGAGACCACAGUUUGAUUUCCUUCCCCACCUCUGCUUACAAUCUGAUACCAUCUUUAUCGUGCCACCUAAUUUUGCUGCCUGUGCUGAUCCUGUGCAUGCUUGUUCACGUUCACCAGCAGAGAAGGGUUUUCCUAUCGCCUGUCUCCUCUACAGCUCCAGUGAGGUUUCACGGUCUGGUGUUUGAAAACUUGUUCAUGCUUCUUUAAAAACUGUAGCCCUCUCUGCAGAUUUUCUGUGCUCAGAUGGGAGUAAUUAUUUUUUUGAACGGGAUCCAAGGACUUUGCCUUUCAUAUCAUUAACGGUUUAUCAAAGUAUUUCUUAAUCCUCGCUGAACCUGCUGACUUUUGUAAUAUAUUUUUUUCUCUCUCCAAGGUACAUAAUGCUUGUUUCUGGGCAGGAUCUUGUGGUCUCUGCCCCCUUCCCAUCUUCCUUAUCUGGAAAGCCUGCUUGGGGAAGGCAGCGGGGUUUGUUUGUGCUGUGCUACUUAGAGUGUGGUAGCAGAGAGGGGUGGCAGGCUUGGAACAUUUGUAUUCCCAGCGUUGAGUUGAGUUAUUCUGAGCAUGGCCUCUCACAGAGACAUAAUGGGGACUUAAGUCCAUUGAGUCUACUGUAUCUUUAUUGGAUAUCCCCCAGUACUUGAAGAGUUUUAUCUCCACCACUCCAGUGCCCACUGUAGGGCCAGCCAGGAAUACCAACCCUGCCUUGGACCCCUUUGCACAGGGAGUACUAAGAUACAAUCUUCUGGGAGAUAGAGGAUGAGCACAGCGUGGUUUUGGAGGGAGAUAAUGCAAGAACUUGGCAGUGGAGAAAGAAGAGGGGCAGGCUGUGCCAUAGCAUUGAUUUCUACACUUCCCCUCUUCUACUGAGGCUAGAUGCAAGAUUCAGAGAGCGUCUCCCUCCCUACUGGUCAGGAUCUUCCUCCCUUGUUCAUCAUAAUUCAUCCCCUCUGCAAUUUGGAAAAGUUUGUGUUUUUGCUCCCUUUGCUCCUGCAGUUGUGUUGUACGUCAGUAUCUGCAUAUCUGCACUCUGUAGUCAGGCUGCGUCCAAGUCCGCACUAAGGAGACAAUUGGGGAGAGGAGCAGUUACAAAGCUCCUCUGUGCUUUUAAAAGUUUGUUUUGCGAAGUGUAGCUGAACCUCAUAUAUCCUAACAAUUGUGCAAAAGUGGAGGUGCCUCUGCUGGGUGUCUCUGCUAGAAGCACUGUAGCUGCUUGUCUGCAUACCAGAAUCUCCCUCUGCUAUUAUAAUAUAUGAGCUAGGGAGAUGUUUGGAACUUGUUAGGUAGCCUGAAGAACAGGACUGCAUUGUAGAAACUUGCAAGAGAAAAAAGCGUAUUAAAUCAUAGUGGUGAUAAAUCAACAAUUACAUGAUCUGUUUUGUGCAUGUGUUCAUAUGUAAUGCAUGACCUUAAAUUAACAACCAGUACUAUCCAUUGUGUUGAAAUAUCUUGCAAGGGGAACUCGGGUUGUUACCUUAUUUCCCCCGGUAUUACUGCCAGAAUGGUUUUUUUGUUUAAAUAUAGCAAUGGUAUAUAAAACAACUUGGAACAACCUGCGAUACACACCUUUUGAUCUAGUACAUGCAUUAUGCACAGACAUCCAAAAUCUCUAAUUCAAUUAGGACUGCUUUAUUGAACUUUAGAAGCAUGAUAGUCACAUAUAUUUUAUUUGAGUUUUAACUUGACAGUAUUAUACUAACAGCUUCCGUUAUUCCUGUGGUCAUGAUUGUCUUGAAUGCUAAUUCACCUGAGCUAUCUCUCAUUUAGGCUCCCCUAACCCUAAGCUGGGACGCGGGUGGCACUGUGGGUUAAACCACAGAGCCUAGGACUUGCCGAUCAGAAGGUCGGCGGUUUGAAUCCCCGCGACGGGGUGAGCUCCCGUUGCUUGGUCCCUGCUCCUGCCAACCUAGCAGUUCAAAAGCACGUCAAAGUGCAAGUAGAUAAAUAGGUACCGCUCCGGCGGAAAGGUCAACGGCGUUUCCGUGCGCUGUUCUGGUUUGCCGGAAGUGGCUUAGUCAUGCUGGCCACAUGACCCCGGAAGCUGUACGCCGGCUUCCUCGGCCAGUAAAGCAAGAUGAGCGCCGCAACCCCAGAGUCGGCCACGACUGGACCUAAUGGUCAGGGGUCCCUUUACCUUUACCUUUAACCCUAAGCUGUCUUUUACAUUGAAGCUGAAAAUGGCACCAUUCAGAUCUUUGUUGAGUCAUGUUGUUGUGGACUACUGUAACCAUAGUAAAUUCUGAAAUAUAAACUUCCCAAGCUUUCGUUAGGUAUCAUUUUAAUUCCAAAUUGACUUCUAGCUUUGGGCUCCGUUGUAUAGAUAGACAACAUGCCUUUUUCUUGCAGAAUGUUGCCUCCAAAUUUCUUCAGGGUCAUAGAAAUGUGUUCAGCAAUGUGGAGUGAAAGGCCUUGGUAGUGAAGGUGUGACUUUACCCCCCUACUUCUUAAGAAGGUGGUCAAGAAAAGGCCUUUUCUGGCAAACCAGUCAGAAGAAGAUGGGAAGGAAGGAAGAUGUCUUUCUCUUCCCCUGCUCCUUAGCUUGUAGUGCAUCGAGCUGUGUGUGUCCUCGUUUAUGAGACUUUGCACCCACCAUCCUCUUGCUUUUCAGUAGCCAGCCUGUUGCUAUCAGAGCCUCACGUUUAACCAUCAGUAAGCAAUGCACCUUGGGAAGCAGUUUUGAUUUUAUUGUGUGUGUGUGUGUGUGUGUGUGUUUGUGUUUGUGUGCCUUAUUGAGCUUGCAUCUUAGUAACAACCUGGAAGGAUCAUAGAGGCUUUGGAAUUAACUGGCCAAGCGCAGUCCAAGCCCUUUUAUAUGGUCCAUAUCACACUUUAGGAAUUGGUACAGAAUGACCAGGAUUUGGCAGGCUCUUCUCCAGGGAGGCCAGGGGCUAAGCUAGCAUAAAAAUGGAUUCUUUCCGAUAGACGGUGUGAUCUUUCCAGGUCGGGAUUAAGAUGUUCAGCAAAGCAUUACGCCUUUGUUAACCCUACCUGGCUCAUGAACAGAGAAUUUAGACCCUAGUACUGCCAGUCUCUCAACUGGCUCUGCACAUAUUCCCCUAAUAAGGAGUGCAUUCUUAAAAGUAGGGGGAAUUCUACAGAGAAUCUUGGUCUAUUGAAAACAUCUCAAGUUUAGUGAUGCAGAUUUAAGUUAAUAAGUAUUUUUUUUCUUUAUGGAACAAUGAAGCUUUUCUGCCCCAGUACUAAUUGUAUAUAUUUUCAAACAUGGAAUCCCAGGGGUGGAACAGCGCUGAACACUGGUGGGUCACAUGGAAAUUAUCUGGCAAUGUUGCAAAUCUCAUAGAGCCAUGGGACUGAAAAGGAUAAUUAGGACGCUGCUUCUAAGGCCCCUCCAGGUUAAUUUGCAGAUGCAGUUUGCCACUUGUCUGCUCAUUGAGUUGUAGUUUGAAAGCCAUUGUAGCUGCUGCUGUUGCUGCUUAACUGUAUUUUCUUUGACGUGACUUUAUGCAUGCUCAUUUCUAUAAUUCUACUGCCAUUUUGUUGUUCAAAGUAAAGUUCUGUAAGCUGGAAAGCAGUCUAGUUGUUUUUUUUUAUAAAAUAUUUAUUGAAAUUUUCAAAGUGUUACAACAUAAAAUAAAAGCAGAAGAAAAUACAAAAUAAAAAUAGUUAACAAAGUAGAAAAAGAAAAAAAAACCCUUCCAACCAUACGAAUACAAAUUCAAAAAUAAGAAAAAAAGACACGAAAAAAAACAAAAAUACAAUUUAAGAACAUUUAAAAACAAAUUCAUUAUUCUCGAAUCCUCAACUGUCAUUACCUUCUUUCUUUGACCUCCUCCUCCUCCCUUUCUUUGUAUCCUAGUUAUUAAUUAUCCCAGCAAAUCCUUUCCAUAUUUCAUAAUAUUCUGUCAUUACAUUACAGUUUUAAUCUUAUCUUUCUAUAAGAAAAUAAACCUUAAAGCUUAAAACUUAAAUCUUAUCCUUACCAACUUCUCAUAACCAUAAUAUUCUUUCAUAAUUCUUUAAACAUCUUUACUAAAGCCGAGUAAUUUCAUUCCAACAUUUUUCUGACAUUCAUCAAUUUUAUAAAACAGUUCUAAUGGUAGAAAAAGGAAAUACAAACAGAUCCAAUCUUCAUCCAACGUCCCUUCCUCCUGGUUCCGGGUUUUGUCAGUCCUUAUUAUCCUAUCGAUCUGGCCCAUUAACCUGGCAACCUUAUAUCCGAGGCCCUCAAGUCUCUUCCAUGUCCCUUUCGCAGCUCUUCUUCAUAUUUGUAACUGUAUUUUCCCUUGUCUCCUGCUCGUGGUAACUCCAGCUUGGCAAUAUUUUUAACCCUUCUUGACAGAUCAGCCCCUUUUCCAUAUUCAGCACUGAAUUCCAUAUGGUAUUUAGAAGCAUGUUUCAAAGACCCUCCAAAAUUAAGAGCCCCCACAAUGCCAAACAUCUCAUGGCCCAUUGCCAGAUUUGAAAAGUCCAAACAUCCCAGCAUCAGGGGGUCAAUCCAGUCCCCCAUUUCCAAGCCAAACCAAACCUUUUCUUUCCAAAUCUGGCUUUUUCCAAGUUCAUUUGUCAAAUCCGAAAACUCAUAUUCCUGUUGGGCCUGUUCUGUCAGGACACACUCCUGAUUUAAUUCCUGGGUGGGCUCCACAUAUUUACCCACUGUCUGUUCAAAAUUUCCCACUGCCUGUUCAAAAUUUCUAGUCGAAGUCGUCAUCAAAUUCACCUUCUCAUGUAACUGUUCCAGUAGGGCAUUUGUUUUGUAGAAAGCACACAACAAAGCUUCUGAAUACAUUGUCCUGCAAGGUCAAAUGCCUAUUCCCACGAUUGUAAUCUGUAAACAGCUGCCGGCUCCCUGGAGUUGGUUACAGUUUCACAGUCUCCCUCUAGGGGGAAAACUUCUGUUUGAUCUUGCAACAAAGUUUCCCUUUUUGAGAUACUUUGUCAAUAUUUGUUCCUUUGAAAUGCGAAGGGAAACAGUGGAAUCACUAUGUUUCUCUUCUUUUAGCUAUCUGUCAAAAACGUUUGUCUCUGGUCAAUGAACUUCAAACGUCAGUCCUGACACCCCGCUCCAGGAUCAGGACGUAGGAAAGUUGCUUUACUUUAAACUCACUUUAAACAGUCCAAAAAAGAUCCCCCUUCUUCUCCUGCUGUCGAAGUGGGGUUCCACAAUUUUAAAUGAUGAAAUCCAAUCCUUUAAAAGCGAUUUUCUGAGCUCUAGUUUACGUUGUCUUUGCUUUAUUCUGUCUACAGAAGAAUGGAAGGCUGACUUCCUGUUUAGACCUUCCCGUUCCGUACCAAAUUGAAAUAGAUUCUUAAGAUCCAAUUCCUUUCUGCUCGCAAGUCCCCAUCUAAUGUCCAGUUGUUCAAAGUCUAAGUACUCACGGGUGCUUAUUUUAGAGUCCAAAUUGUCCCAGGAAAAAGGCAGCGCUCUCCGGCAACGGCUAUGCGGCUUCGCUCCACGAAAAUAGCAGUUGACUCACAGCACCGCACCACUUCCCCCUCUUCACUUCGGAGCCCGUUAGUGGGUUCCUUAGCGAGUUGGGGGGGCGCUAAAGGUGCCCGCCGAGUCCCAUGGUCACAGGCUUCAUCCGCCUGUGAUUUUUGAAAGGGUCCCCGCUUCGCCGUAGCGGAGAAGACCCGUUUCCCACGGAGCUAGUCCCUUCAGUUCAGAGGGAGUCCGCCAUUGCCGAUGGCGCCACCCCGGAAGUGGGAAAGCAGUUUAGUUUUAUCCCUGUUUACUCAGAAGCAAAUCCCGUCAAUCUGUUAGUGCCCUGGAAUUCAGCAGCUUGUACUGGGGCAGUGGAGGCUGAUUCUGUAGGGCCAGUGGGGCACUGCCCCACCAAACACAUUCUGCCCUCAAUUUCUACCUGCCUGCCUCCUUGCAACCAGGUCAAGGGGUUGGCACUGCCCAUCAGCAUCCUGCUCCUUGGGCUUAGUGUUAAUUUUGUAGAGGAGGAAGCAGGGAAAACCAGGGCAUGAAACACUACUGGACUGGAGGUUGGAAAACAUGAGUUAUUUGCCCAUUUUUAAUGUAUGUGCUGAAUAUCUGACCUGAUUAAAUGAGCCGCCACUGACAUGUACCAGUGCAUAAACCAAGGGUGAUGGUCUUGGGUUGCUGCUGAAUCCUGAACACCAAAAAUGGAAGAGUCAGCAGCUGGAGAGGAAUAGUAUUGGAAGCAACUGAAUCGUAAUUGGGAAUACUCAUCUGUCAGUUGGAUUGUGCAGUUUCUGUCCACAUACAUUUAAAGCAGCAUGGUGUGAGAGUGACCAUUUCCUCCAUGUCAAAGAACUGCUAUAGAAACUGUGCACAUUCCAGCUGAUAAGGAGUGAAUGUGGUCAGGGAAAAACUCUGUCAUAAGCAAGGUAGAUGGGAUGAAACUGGGAGUAAGUAAGGUUGCACACAAAGGCCUGAUGUUAAUUGUGGUGUCCACCAUCUGUAUCAUGCUUUAGCUUGCCCUGCCAGAUCAGACAAAAGACCUGUCUAUCAAAGCAUCCUGUUUCCUACAGUGGGAGACUAGAUAUUUUGGGAAAGCACCCCAGGCGGGCAAUGAGCACGAUAUCCCUGACUUGCUACAAUUCCCUAGUGACUGGCAUUCAGAGGCAGCCUUCCUCUGAUCCUAGAAGUGCUGUAUGGCCCAUUGAUGCCCUCCGUGCAUGUUUCUGAUUAAGUGCUGGGCUUAAGCUUGCAGCAGCUUCAUCCUUGGUCAGUGUCAACCUGAAGCAUGCGUUUAUUCGCCUGGUUUGAAACAGAACCCAAGUGAGGCUGUUAAAUAUUGGGUGUACAUGGAGACAGGUUGCCUUCCUUGGGUGGUCCCCCAGCAAAGACUCAGAACUCGAACCUGUAAUUCCACAGCUCUGUGGCUAAUUAAAGCAGGACAAACACAACACUUCUGUGUGCUGGAGAUGAAGUUAUCCAGAAUAGAAUGGAGACCAGGUGCUGUAAACAAUUCUCUGCGAUGUUUGCUUACUGGGAACGCUUUCCAGCAGCUGUAGCAGAGCCUCCUGAUUAAGAGCUGCUGAUGGGACUGUGGGUGUUCAAUUGUGUACAUCAUUUUUCACAUUUGUGUUUUGAAGCCAGUAUAACUUGCUGCUUGGGUUUUGUUCCAAGACAGCAGUGGCCAAUUCCAUCACCCACCCACCAAUUGAAAUUGCAUUCUGCAGAGAGACUGGAGUUUAUUUUCAGUAUGGCUCUCAACUGACUGAAGCCUUUUUUUAAUGAUUUAUCACUUGCCUUUGCUUAAAUCUAAAUGCAUUUUGCCUAUUUCCAAAGCUGUAAUGCCCCUUUGAGGCCCUAGAGGGAUUUUUGUUUCUUCAUCGUAGAGAUUCUAAAUGACCUGAUAAACCAAAGUUGCCACAUGAAAGAAAUAGUUGUCUUUAAUAUUCCUCCUCAUUUUGGGGACCUGGGAUGUACAGUAAUUAUUAUAGUAAUGCACCAAAGUGAAAAUGGCUUAAGAAUGAAGCAAGUUCAAGGCCUAUCAGCCAGCAUUAGGGAACACUUAAAUGCUGUAUUGCCAUUGAUUCCCACUGCCUGCUGUUUGCUUCAGUUACCUAUUUUUACUAAGGAGGGGGGUGGGUGAGGGAGGUCAAGUUUGUUCCUGAUGUGCAAUGUACAUGGUAGCUACAAAUGCAGAUGGGAAGGAAAAGCCAUCGUAAGAUUUCCUUUAAAUCUCUUUUUGCUAUGGAGAGCUGCUAAGUCGAUACAGCUGGGAAAGCAAUGCCCUUUUCAGUCUCAGUCCCACUGAUUCAUAGGGAGCUUAAAUGUUCAAGCCAGCAGCGGUUGUAUUUAGCCAUUCUUAGUAUAUAGCAUUCUCUCAAUGUCCCCGCUGAUGUCUUUGCCUAUCAAAAACUUGAUUUGUUUUUACAUCCAAAGACUGCUCAUGCCAUCAAGAAUUAAAGCGGGGGAAAUGGGUAGAAGCUCACUUGUGCUGUGGUUUGGCAAACUCAGUGACAGGAGAAUUCCUAGGUAAAUUCUCAGCUUCAAAGUUUGGCCACGAUCCUGUGCAAGGCCAAAUGAAGAUUUUACAUACCUAACUAGACAAGUCACAAGCCCACCCCCCAAAAAAUUUUUUGGGGGAUGAAGAUUUGAAUGCUUUCCAAUGAUUGGCAUUCAGCCACCCUGUAAAAAUUGCAGUGCCCCAACUGGGGCUGGUUUUAUUGCCUCCAAAGGGUUGUCUUGUCUCUAUUUUUAUUUUACUAAUUGAGCUUGGACUGCCAAUAUGUUUCUACUAAAUGGAGAUUAGUUUGCCCUGGUAAAUGAGUCCUCAGAGUAAUGAGCAAAAAGCUGCUGCAAAACAUGUUUACUUGUAAGUCCUUUUGAUUUCAGUACAAGAGCUUAAGUUUGCCGUUUCUAAGAAGUAUUUCUCACAUACACGUUGGACUGGUUGGGAAGCAACAACAAACAAUGGUUUGUUAUGAGCACCAGUCUUGGGAUUUCGGCCUUCCAUUGUGCUCUGUGUGUAUUGGGAGAAGAGAGGUAAAGCUUCUGCUUCUGGUGUAGAAGAAACUGCAGUUUGUUCCACCAGAAGCUGGCCUUUGCUGCAAGGAUAAUGUUAGGAAAUAAGACAAGAAUAUCCAGUCUCCAUUGAAAUUUUGCAUGCUUUGAUGCCUAGUAAAUGACAACUUGUUGAAAACAUGAACAGAGAUGAGACACUGCACCUAAGCACCAAAUGAAAUUUACAUUUUAUUUUUUUGCUUUGCACCAAUGAAGCAAAUGUGGAAGACCAGUCAUCUUCUUUUCUGGGUGGGUGAGGAAUUUUGCACACUAUUCCUUCAGCCGUAUGAUUGUAUCAUUCUUAUUACAAAAAUGCAAAAAGAAGUGCCUAUGUAGGUGUGGGGUUUUGUGAAUAUACACCUCUCUGCACUGCUGUGCCAAGAUACGGAUUGUUUUGGCUUCUCAGGAAUGUGCCAUUUUUGGAAGGCAAGGAAUGUAGGCCUUGGCUUAAUAAGGUAGAAUUAAAGUUGCGUCAUGUUGCAGGUGCCAGGAAUAAGUUUGUUAGAGGAAGUUGGAUUCUGGCAUUAGAUAAUACGUUUUUGCAAAGGGAGAGUCGAUGUGAGCUAAUUGCUAAUCAUGUAGACAAGGACCUUAUUGUGUUCUUUGGACUCUUUCUCUUCUCUUUUAGGAGAACUGGGUCAGAAUCGAUUCACAUGUUGGCCCAUGGGCUGAAGUCAAUGAGCACAUCAGAUGUGCUGAUUUGUGUUUGUGGGCUUUGAGUUUUAAAAAUAUGUUAGGUGGUCUUCUCUAUCUAUGGGUAUCCUCCCACAAUACAAGUUUUCCAUAUGGCUGUCACUUCCAUGUAGAAAAUCACAUAUACUCUUCAUAUACACAGUGAUGUAUGAAAAGUGCAUAUGUCUAUUUUGCUAUGUAGAUGUGCAGAAACUCAGGACUUCUCACUGUACAUAUAGCAGAUCAGUGUUAGAAAUUCAUAUAUAUAAGCUAGAUGCCAAAUAGCUCCUUAAACCAAGGUUACAGUCACCAAAAUAGAAUGUCUCUUGCCAUUUGGGGGCAAGACAGCUCUAAAGACUUAUUUUUCAAAUGUUUGACUGACUGUGAUUGAUUAUCAGUUAAACAUCUGGCUACUUCAGAUGACAACCCUUGAGAACUAAAAGAAGAAAAGCCACUUUAUCCAGGGACAGUCCACAUAUCUAUUGGCCUAUUCCUACCCCCUUCUUCUUAAUGGUAACACAGACAAUUCAUAGUAUAAGGAUAUUCUUCACAACUGUGAGCAGGGGCUGGGGUAAGUGAAGACAAGAUACAACAAUUUCACUAUAAUGUUAUUUGCUGCUCCUGCUCAGGCUGCACAGAAAAAAGCAUUUUGGUUUCUGAAAUUCAUUCUGAUUGUUCAGAUAAAAAUAUACAGUGGUACCUCGGGUUAAGUACUUAAUUCGUUCUGGAGGUCCGUUCUUAACCUGAAACUGUUCUUAACCUGAAGCACCACUUUAGCUAAGGGGGCCUCCCGCUGCCGCCACAUGAUUUCUGUUCUCAUCCUGAAGCAAAGUUCUUAACCCAAGGUACUAUUUCUGGGUUAGUGGAGUAUGUAACCUGAAGUGUAUGUAACCUGAAGCGUAUGUAACCCGAGGUACCACUGUAACUAGUAGAAUUCUACAGGAUGUGGUAUUAGGGUGUGAAAACAGUCCAGAUCCAUUGAUCCCCAGGCAGGCACCUCCAGAUGGUGGAGAUGCAAGAGCCAGGUGAAGAAUGCGCCUGGUGCCUGGCUGAUUUCAUGCAUACAUGUGUGCACCCAUCAAACACUAGACACAUGAGAUCUGUGCUAGUUUCCACCCUGCAGGAAAGAAAGGAAGUGAUCUUAAUGGUGAUGGGGCUUGGUUAGGAGGGAGUGUUACAGCUUGACAAUGGUUCUUGGUAAUAGCAAGAACUCUCUUGGUGGGUCUGUGUAAGCCUCAAAGCUUACCAAACCAAUCCAUAGAAUUAAUUACAAUUGGAACCUAACAAUAAUUGUAAAGAAUGCUAUUUAAUAGUGGGAUGUGAGGGGCAGGGGAAAGGAAGAAUGCAGAUGGGUCUGGUUUUUGGCAAAUUUACAUCCUUCUGGAGCAGUCAUGGAUAUGAAGUAUUUCAUUAAUACUUACCUUUAAGUAUUAUAUCCACUAUACCUGCAUACCAGGGAACUCAACGAGACUUGGGAAUUUCUGAUUAGAUGUGGUUAGAAUUAUGCUGUUAGUUUGAUGUUGAACACGGCUGAGCUGUAUUUAAUAGGACUGAAAACGAAUCAUAACUGUGGAUCUCUCUGUAAAUUUUCUUUGGUAAAUGUUUAUUAAAAAGAAAGCGCUAAAUGCCUUGUUGAUGCAGUAGCACUGCAAUCCUAUAUGUGUCUAUCUAGAAGUAAGCUCCAUUGAGUUCAGUGGGAUUUAUCCCCACGUAAUUGUAUAUAGGAAUGCAAACUAAAUUUGUUAAGCCACAGGACACGUUUAGCUUUUGCUGCAAAGGCUAUCAUCGCUGUUCUGGUAUGCUACUGCUUGAAUUGUAGCCACCACAAAGUGGUGCUGUUGCACUGUAUAAAAUGUCCUUUUUGCUUCUUCAUUCUCAAAUAACGGACAACUAGUGAAGUUCUAAAUCCUUAGUGAAAACCAAACUUCUGUCUCUUUUAUACCUUCUCAAAGUAGCCUCAUACUACCUGCUUCCAAGCAAAAAACAAAUUCAGAGUAAAAUUACCAGUGUAUUGCUAUCCAGAAAUGAACUUGUUGAACAACAACAACAUGGCAGCUUUCUGCUAUGGAUGAUAGACAAUUAAGUCAUACUCUGAAUAGACCCACUGAAAUCAGUGGGUCUCCUUUGAGUGUGACUAUCAUCAGAUAUUGCCCCAUAUGAUUGGCUGACGUCAAGGAGGCUUUUGGGUAACUAACCAGAUACGCUAAAUGUUAACUUUGGGGUGAGUUGUUUGUUUGAGGGCUUUAUGAAACCCAUGUUUUGUGUUGGUGCAGUGCCAGGUAAUGUCUUAAUGAAGCUGUAUCUUGAGAGUAAUAACAGAGAGGCAGCUUGGAUUGCCACAUAGAGGCCUUUUUUAAAAGACACUGUUCCCUGGGUUAACUAUAGAUCAAUCCAUAUUGGGGGGGGCGGAGAGGUCAAAGUGCACCAUGUCAUGCUUGUAGCCUGUCUGAAAAUAGCCAGCACUCUUGCUACUUAAGCAUCCAAUACUGUGUCCUUGCAUGCACCUUGUUUGCAGAAAUAAAAUGAAGCCGAUCCUCAGUUCACAUGUAUUUUGAAAGCUCUUGGAAUGACACGGAGUUGGGAGUUGCAUGCACGAUCCAAAAGAUUUUUAACUUGAUCCACCAAGAGAGAUUUGGGAGUAUGGGGGAGAUGUCGUUGUGCAUUCCUGUACACUCUGCAGUGCUCUGUGCUUUCCUGUAGAUCCCAGAUGUAGUUUUUGCGUUCAUCUGCUAGUCCUUGAGUGCUGAGAGAUUAAGUGAUGUAUGUCAUGCAUGAGCCAGCCCUCGGAUUACUACUAAAACGCUGCAUUUCUUACAGAUGUCAAAAUAAGCUCUCUAAAUGUUUGAUAAUGGAGUAUGCUGUAAACUAUUUACUGAAGAAGCCUCCGGUUAAACAUCUUCAGUUUUUAGAGGUGGGAAUCACCCUUCUUUGGGGAUUCACGGAGUUUAUGUGAUUGCCAUACAGUACCAAGCACUCGUGGAUGAGGGCUGAGUUUCUAGAGACAUUUCAUGUAGACUUUAGGCCUGCUUUUGGUCACCUCGAGGGACCAAAACCAUCAGGAGUUUGCGUGCAAUUUUCGGUCACUUUAAAUGCAAAUGACCAUGGUAUCCUAUGGCUCGGAAUUUGAGGCACCAUUUUCAAGUGCUUUUGUUCAGUGGCCUCUUCCAAAAGAUAUGCUGGCAGACUGUUCUUCUACUCGGUUGCGUUCAUGUUUUGGUGUCUUCCUGGUGGGUGGUUCACCCUGUUCUUGACAGGGUUGUGCUACCCCCAAAAGGGGCGGGCUGCCUGGGGGAUGUUCCAGCAUUGUCAGUGAGGCCACAUGUUGCCUCUGUAGGCCAGGUUGCCUUUCACCAGCUUAGGUUGGCAGGCAUGCCAGGUACAGGUCUGCUUUGGGUAGAUAUAGCCCAACUUCAGUGUUAUAUGUUCUUCUGAUAACCUGAUGUUAUCAGAACCUGAUGGUUGGGCUACUGUAAUACCAUACACAGGGCUGCCUGGGCCAGGCAACAUGUUUGUAGCAGUGCUUUGUCAGCUCUGCAAGCUCCCAGUCUGGGUUUAGUUGACUUCAGGACUCUCUGCUAAGACCUUCAGUAGAGGCAAGUCUUCUCUUGAGUACCUCCACUCUAUGGGGUGUCAUGGGUAGCUACUGGAGAAAAACCCCUUUUGAUGUUUCUUUGACUUACUAAUUUUCUUGCUUUUAAGAUGGUUUGUCUUACGUACAUUAAUUUCGUUUUUAAUUUGGAUCUUGGGCCUUUCUUUUGUAAGCUCUAGCCAUGUGAGUAGGUGUCAGAUGUGAGCUAUGCAAGGUGGGGUUUGAGUGAAGAUAUUAAUAAUAGCAAUUUAUUUGCGACCCAUCUGAUUGAGUUGUCCCAGCCACUCUGGACAGCUUGCAACAGAUUAGAAAACCACAGUAAAACAUCAAACAUUAAAAACUUCCCUAUACAGGGCUGUCUCCGGAUGUCUUCUAAAGUUGUUUAGUUCUGUGACAUCUGAGAGGAGGGCGUUCCACAGUCGUUGGUGAGAGACUACUGUGAUACUAAGAAGGCCCUCUGCCUGGGAAUGCUUUCAUUACUUUUUAAAGGUUUCCAUUACUUUUUAAAGCAAGAUCCCUGUAGGGAUCAGGUAGCAUAUCUAUAAUUCUAAAUAUAGUCUGUCUUGGAUGCUUCCAGUUAAGGAAACCUAAUUUUUUUCUGCUUGAUAUUACCAUUCACACUCGUCUCCUUUCCCAACCCUCAGGAUGAAUCUAGAUCGGAAGAGGGACCAGCCUGGAGUAUAUUGCGAGACGACUUCAUGAUGGGAGCUUCCAUGAAAGACUGGGAUAAACAGAGUGAUGGAGAAAACGCUGCUGGAGAAGACAGUGGAAUCAAGGAGGAGAGUGAAAGUGACUCAGACCGAUGAAAUCCAAAGCGAUUCAAAAACUCGUGGGGUUUUGUGGGGUAGUGGUUAAUAUAAAGAUUCUUGGUUCAAGCAAGGAUGCCUUUUUUCUUACAGAUGGUCUCUUUGAAGGUUGAGGGGAAACCUGUUUUAACAAAGCAUCGUCCAACAAUCCUGAAAUCUGCAGUAUUUCCUCUCUAAAGAUGUCUAAUUUAUACAUAUUUCCAAAACAAAGCUGUACAGUCAAAACAGCAGCACCUGCCCAGUUGGAAAAAGGGAGGGGUUUUUGCCAAGGUCUCUAUGAGUUUAAAUAUUAACAUGAUGCUUGCAUUUCCACCUCUCUGUUUGUAACUUGGCUAGGUGUUUAUCAGUUCAUAAAAUAAAACAGUGAAAUAUCCUUACCAUGUAAAAUUAUUUGCUUCUAUAGAGACUUAACCUUUCUUGGCUUCGAAAGGCUUUGUAGGUAAUAAAGCAACCAUUAAUGUGUGAUUUUGGUCUCUGAGCGUUGAUAUAACUGGAGAUGACCAUGAAAACUUAAUUUUAAAAGGAGGAGGAAAAGCCAGGAAAUGUAGCCAUACUGUGUCCUCUCCUUUUUCCAUAUGUGUGUUUGUGUGUGGAGGGGGUAAUGGCUUUGAAUUCUCUUUAAUAUAUUAAGUUUGCACUCUGAAAGUUAAUUGAAAUUUGAGAUACCAGGGCUGGGAUCCAAAGGACUGUGUAACUAAUUCCACACACCCAGGGAGACUUUGGGAUUUCUAUGCUACGUGAUGCAUCCCUUUAGAAGCCGAGCGGAGUUUCAAAAACAAUUUGUUGCAAAACGACUGUUUUUGUGUUUCUUUUCGAAAGCUUUGUUGGGUAAAUAGCAAACAAAAUAAAACAAGAGAAACAACAGUGUGUUAAACUGCAAAUAAAAUUAGGCAGAUCCUUCAGCAGAUACAGCAAGAAAUAAAAGCCGCCGUAAUCUGUAGUGGUUGGGUUUUUUAAAAUACAAAUAAAAGCCAUCUAGGCAUGCGGAAGCUGUUGGGCCUAGCUAAAGGA
Molecule: messenger RNA, 32117 nt
Organism: Podarcis lilfordi (Lilford's wall lizard)
Lineage: Eukaryota; Metazoa; Chordata; Lepidosauria; Squamata; Lacertidae
Source: the annotation of a GenBank genome assembly